GUAGCCCAGCCCUUGGGUUGUGUUCUUUGCCGAGCGCUUCAUCUGCGUUAGGAGGGAGGGGAGAAAGAAAAAAAUGGCAACUACAGUAGCACACAAGGAGAGUGAGGCAGAACUUUUCAGCCUCCUCAAGUCAGCAAACCUUCUCGACUACUACAGCAACUUUAUCGAACAAGGCGGCGAUGACAUCCACCAGUUUUGCGAUGCGACCGAAGAAGAGUUCAAAGAGAUGGUUUGUUUGGUUGGCAUGUCGGCCAAGCCGCUCCAUGUGCGACGACUGCAGAAAUGUUUAGUUGAGUGGAAAGCUAAGAAAGCUCGGCGUGGGGAUCAAACUCCGGAGAAAUCUAGCUCCUGGAUAGAUGGGUGGACACCAAACCAGUCACCCAAUGUACCUAGGACGCCAACUGCUAUCGUUACGACUCCUAGCAAUGUUUCUUCUCGCAAACGAAAAGCAUCGAGCGGUUCAGCUGGAAAAGAAUCGACCGAGAAGCGAGUUGUCGAGCUCAAACUCCCGCCAAUGGACGUCAUCAUUGACUGGGAAAAGCUGGACCCUGAGCGGCAGCAACUCAUAAGGGAACACUCCAAGAUCUAUGGUCGGGAUGAGAAGAAAAGAAAGAGUGAUAACUUGAAUUGCCACGAGCAAAUGAUCAACGAAGCAGCCGCUCAACUUUGUCUUCGAGAUCCGACGCUUCUUGUUCGUAGAGACGAGCUGUUUACAAUGGCAAGACGCGUCGUCCGAGAAAGUGGAUUUACCUAUGUCCAUGGACAUUCCAGAUCUAAAUUCAUCAGUCCUGGCUCAGAAGAACUUAUGCUCGAUACAUAUGUCCAGGACCUCACUGAAAAGCACUUUGGUAAACGACCUCAUCAAUCUCAAGUGAAUAAACACAAAAGGAUAGAAAGGCUAACAGAAAUUGAUAACCUCCUGCAGAAGAACAAGGAAUUACAAGAAGACAUUUUGAGAAAGAUUGAGGAAUCAAGAACCUUGUUAAAUGGAACAGAGGUCAAUAGUUAUCAAGCCGAACUGAGCAAACUUCAAAAUGAUCAAGUUUCACUACAAAUAGAACAGAAAGAUUUGCGCAAGAAGCAGCGUCGGUCAGAUCGGUAUUACAGCAACAAGGAACCCAAAGAUAGUGAUUCUGGAGAGGGUGAAAAUGCAGAUGGGGAUAGACAAGAGGAGGUUCAGGAGGGUGCUGGUGUUCAUGGAAGUGGAGUCGAGGAAGCUUUUGUUGAAAGAAGUGAAGUACAAAAUGCUUCUCAUGCUCAUACUCAAGCCAUGGCAGUUCAACAGCAGCAGCAACCAGCUGCAGUUGUCACAGAAAUCUUACAGCCAGCUUCAGAUAAUACAGCAUCAACAACAUCAGUAACAGAGGAUGAAUCUUCUGUGAGAGCUUUGUACAGUGCUUUUAUGCCAAACCAGAUGACAAAUGAAGAACAUCAUCAAGCAGCCGCAGCAGCUCAUGCCGCAAACAUGGCAUCCUUUCAGGCAGCUGCCAGGGGUCAAGUACAAGGCUACGCCAUUGGUACCACUGCUAUAACAGACCCAACGAUCAAUGCUCUAUUAAGCUUAUCUGCAAAGGAUAAGACCAUGGUGCAAGGAGUUCACAACAUGGAUGGGGUAGGUAUGACAGUUCCUGUGACAGCUACCCCAGGUACACAUUCUACUGUCUUUUCAUCGCCGAACAUAACUGUUGUCAUGCCGACUGGACAUACUCUUCCAUCCAACAUGCAAGGAUGGAGAUAGAUGACUUUAAGUAACAUCCAAAUGUAUUACAUUUUUGAUUUAGCUCGCUGACAAUGGAGCAAUUUAGCUUAGGUAUGAUAGUUUCACAUUACAUUAGAAAUUACAUUUCAAAAAAACAAUGUCGUGCUCAAACUAAAUUGGUCUGCUCUUGGUAAGCAUGCAUGCUUUCACUUUUUUUUUUGCGUGAAAUGUUACGUAUUAUUCAAAUUUCUUCGCUUGCUUAUUACAUGUACAUACAGUGAUGUGAAAUAGACAGAAAAACUCAUUUUUAUUCCUCAACUCUUGGUACAGAGUUUUAAAAUUGAUUUAGGUGUUGAAGCAAACUGAUUUUUUUGAACAAGAUUCAAAAGUUAAAAUUGAUGGAAAAUGUGUAGUAUAGACGUGGUAUACUCUGAUUGGCAUUUGAGAGACAGGAAGAACUAUGUUGGACUAGUGAUAUCACCAUUGCUGUGCCAGGGUUUCCCUAGGUUUCUACUUCGAAAUUAUCACAGUAGUCAUAAUCUAAACCAUUAUAAAGAUGGCUGAUCGAGAUAGAUAGGGUUCUACUGUAAACCAAGAAGUCUCCUGCCAACAUAAGAGAAUCUGCUCUAUACUAUUCUUUGCCAUGUAAUAUUUUAUCAAUAUUUCUCAUAAAACUCAGCUGUAUGUAUUCACAAUCAAAACAUUGUACAUAGAAAACUAUAACUUGAUCUUCCAGCAAUAUUCAAGAAUUAUUAAGGAAGAAAAAAUUGGCGAAUGGAUGAAUAUGAUUUGGUCUAGUCUCAAAAAGUUAGAGGCUGCUAAGUAUCAGUUAACAUCAUCUAGAAUUUAAGACGCAAGUGAUAUUACAGAUUGUUGAAAGUUAAACCAUAUUGAUAUUACAUUAAUAAUGAUAUUGACAUAUUUCGUAAUUUAAACCAUACUGUUGCCAUGGAAGCAAAGCACAUCCAACAUCCUUUAUCCAUUUCCAUGUCAUGUCAUUGCAGUCUGGCAUAUUGGCCAUAUUUGAUGAAAGCUUUUUUCAUUAUAUAGCUUUUAAGUGUGCUGUUAAUCGGAAAAACGUCUGAGUUCUGGGUCCAAUCAAAUGAAGAGUAGUCAUGUCAUGAUAUGAUUUGUUGUCCAAAAGUUCUAAUUAUUUGUGGAGCUUAAAUCAAGAACAUUUUCCACUAUAUUUUAAUAGUUUCUAUGAGUAGUUGGACUCGAAAAUAUGUCAUAAUGUAAAAGCUCUAAACCUGCAAUGUGAACAUUGCAUUUCAGACUCUUAGGAAUGACUACAAACUGCCAGUUUCUUAUAAAUUCUGUGACUGCUUAGUUGACUUUGAACAUCAUUCACUUGGUUUGUGCUUUGCUACUAGAGGCAAUUCUUAUGAACAUUGAGAGAAAAAACUUUGGAUGUCUAUAAUAGUCUAGUACUUGUCAAAAAACCCAGCCAUAUUUGAUUUUGUGAAAGCUUGUUUAGCACGUAUUAGACCUGAUUGCAUACCAUAUAUUCGUGAACUUUGUAAGAAAUUGCACAAGUUAGUAAGUUCAGUAGACUGUAGACCUACAAAACUUUGCACUAAUUUGUAAAGUUUAUUUGUUAGUUAACAUUUUUACAGACAUACGGUAUGCACUCUAUUGGUCUCAAAACAACGUUUUGUGAAAUUAUUUCCCAGGCCAAGGGUGACUUGGGGGAGACUGACUUUGCUUCAUUUUACAGAAACACCAAUUGGUCUCCUCAAGUGAUUUGGUCUAAAUUGGUUUUAUGAACUUCACAUUAUUACAUUGUUAUCCAAAAAUAGUGGCUCCAACAUUUCUUUUUAACAUUAUGUAAAGACUUAUGAAAGAAAAAAUAAUAAAGUAUAGAUAUAAGAAUCAUGAA
Actinia tenebrosa (Australian red waratah sea anemone) is the source of this 3578-nucleotide messenger RNA. RefSeq lists its product as uncharacterized. Gene Ontology annotation, cellular component: nucleus. Lineage: Eukaryota; Metazoa; Cnidaria; Anthozoa; Actiniaria; Actiniidae. The record is from RefSeq and is a predicted model, not a curated record. Gene Ontology annotation, molecular function: transcription factor binding; transcription coregulator activity. Gene Ontology annotation, biological process: negative regulation of DNA-templated transcription.